Molecule: messenger RNA, 573 nt
Organism: Cynara cardunculus var. scolymus (artichoke)
Lineage: Eukaryota; Viridiplantae; Streptophyta; Magnoliopsida; Asterales; Asteraceae
Product: phosphopantothenoylcysteine decarboxylase subunit VHS3-like
Exons: 2
Coding region: 1-573 (190 amino acids)
Source: RefSeq, a predicted model, not a curated record
AUGGACGAGGUCCACAAGGACAUAUCUCGAAAAGACGACGUUGUUGCGGACCUCUCAGCCGUCAAAGAUGAAGUCCAAGAUGUAAAGAGCCAGCUCUUCGUUUUCCAAGAUGUUGUACGAACGAAUGAUGAGGCCAUCGCCGCUCUUACAAGCAGGGCUGAUGAUGCAUUGGCUCACUCUCUUCCGUCCUCCUCUGCUGAUGACCCUUGUGAUGAUGACCUUCCCAUCACCUCUGCACCUGUUUCUAGUGAUGUGGAAGAUGAAGAUGAAGAUGAAGAUGAUGAGGAAGGUGACUCUCCUGACCUCCCUGACUUUGGCAGCGACCUGGAUGAUGAUGAUGAUGAUGAUGAUGACGACGAAGACGACUUCAUCAUCCAAUACCAGCGUCUCGCCACUGCCACAAAAGGAGUUGCCCUCAAAGAUUCUGCAUCCCAGGGGGAGCAAAGGGAAGAAGAUCCUGCACUUGAAGCGAACCAAGGCCCUAAGUCGAAAGGCAAAGGCGUCGCUCAAGAAACGAACUUAAAGGUACUAUUCAAAUCUCCUCAACCCUUAUAUGAAGACUCCUCAUCUUAA